Ipomoea triloba (trilobed morning glory) is the source of this 1334-nucleotide messenger RNA. RefSeq names its product chitinase-like protein 1. Bases 25 to 1005 code for a protein of 326 amino acids. Gene Ontology annotation, molecular function: chitinase activity. NCBI's taxonomy places the organism in Eukaryota, Viridiplantae, Streptophyta, Magnoliopsida, Solanales, Convolvulaceae. The transcript has 3 exons. Gene Ontology annotation, biological process: carbohydrate metabolic process; chitin catabolic process; cell wall macromolecule catabolic process. The record is from RefSeq and is a predicted model, not a curated record.
GAAAGAAAACACAGAAGAAAAAUAAUGGAGAGCUCGAAGAAGAUGAAUUUGGUGGCGGCGAUUGUACUUGCGGCAGUGGCGACGGCGGCAUUGGGUGGCGUCAGCGGAGACCGCGAGGUUUCGAAGACGCCGCCGACUGUAGUGAAGAAGGUGAAGGGGACCAAGCUGUGCGCCAAAGGCUGGGAGUGCAAUCACCUCUCCCAAUAUUGUUGCAAUUUGACCAUUACCGAUUUCUUCGAGACCUACCAGUUUGAGAACCUCUUCUCUAAGAGGAAUUCCCCCGUCGCUCACGCCGUCGGCUUCUGGGACUACCGCUCAUUCAUCCUCGCUUCCGCCUCCUUCCAGCCCCUCGGAUUCUGUACCACCGGCGGCAAGUCGAUGCAGAUGAAGGAGCUUGCAGCAUUCCUUGCCCAUGUCGGAAGCAAAACUUCAUGUGGCUAUGGAGUUGCUACUGGUGGACCGUUGGCUUGGGGUCUGUGCUAUAACAAGGAGAUGAGUCCUAGCCAGGACUAUUGUGAUGAUUAUUACAAACUGACGUACCCAUGCUCUCCUGGAGCCCAAUAUUAUGGCCGUGGUGCCUUGCCCCUCUACUGGAACUACAAUUAUGGAGCUGCAGGUAAGGCACUCAAAGUAGAUCUCUUGAGCCACCCCGAAUACAUUGAACAGAAUGCGACCUUGGCCUUCCAGGCUGCAAUCUGGAGGUGGAUGACCCCAGUUGAAAAGGGGCAGCCUUCAGCUCAUGAUGCAUUUGUUGGUAACUGGAAGCCCUCCAAGAAUGACACUCUGUCCAAACGAUUUCCCGGUUUUGGUACCACCAUGAAUAUUCUGUAUGGGGAUCUUGUAUGUGGUGAAGGCGAUAUUGACUCAAUGAACACCAUCAUCUCUCACUACCUGUACUAUCUCGACUUGAUGGGCGUUGGCCGCGAGGAAGCAGGGCCCCAUGAUGUCCUAACCUGUGCAGAACAGAAGCCCUUCAAUCCAUCCUCUCCCUCUGCAACUUCUUGAGCUCCAUGUCAAACUAUUGUUGGUGUUCUUGCUUCGACUUUGCAGAAGAGAAUCGUGCAAUAAGAGGAGGAAGAUGCAGCUUGCAAUUUUGUUCCUUCUCUGAAUCUAAGAAGAUAAUCGUAUUGGGAGUGAAUGUAUAGAGUGCUGCUCUUCCCAUAUAAUUUUGGAGAUUUUUCUUUUUUAUAAUGUGUGCAUUAUGUAAUUAUAAGCCAUAUUAUAUGUAAUAUUCGUUUGUACAGCGUGCUAUGAUUUGAACAUUUAUCAUCAAACUAUUAUCAUGUUAUCACUCGAUAAGUUGAUAUAUAGUAGUGUGUUAUCAUGUUUUGACA